UCUACUAUUCUUCUAUCCAUGAAAUUUGGAGUAGUGCACUUCAUGAAAAAUUAGCCAUUAAACUAAGUUCUCUGGUGCUUAUAUUGUGGUAUUCAAUAAAAUUGAAUUCGGUACUAAAGCAUCUCAACAUUAACAAUGACCAGAGCAAACAUCGAGUUGGGAGAUGUGACCCAUCAUAAUCUGAAACAGCUAAAAAAGAUAAACACCGUUGUACUUCCGGUUCUCUACAAUGACAAAUUUUAUUUGGAUGUGCUGGAAUCGGGAGAGCUAGCUAAACUUGCCUAUUAUAACGAUGUAGUGGUCGGAGCAGUCUGUUCCCGAAUCGACACUACAGAAAACAUGCGACGGUUGUACAUCAUGACACUGGGUUGCCUGUAUCCUUACCGGAGACUCGGGAUCGGAACGGUGAUGGUUAAGCACAUACUGAACUAUGUGGAGAAAGACGGAAAUUUCGAUAGCAUAUUUUUGCAUGUGAAAGUGGACAACGAGGGAGCGAUUGAGUUCUAUAAAAAGUUUGGAUUCGAAAUUGUGGAAACGAAGCAACACUAUUACAAACGAAUUGAACCGGCCGAUGCUCAUGUGCUGCAGAAAACUCUGUUCAAGCGAUCUGGAAACCAACAGCAGGUGCAGCAUCACCACAACGGAAUAGCAGGGAAUAACAACAACAACAAUAUCCAAGUAAAUCAAAGUAGCCAGAGUAUCCAAAAUUCAACAUCGCAACAGCAGGCACCGGAAAAGAAUCGAUAAGCAACUGGUUGCAGAUAUUAGAUGCUAGUAAGCUGGUUUGGUUUUGUUAAUUUAUUACCGUUCGAUUCCGUGCUUUGUCGUCGAUAACAUCAAUAGCAGCAACCGUGCACCAUCGUUACGAACGAACGAAGCAUUCUCUCGUCGAAACCUCGCUCUAGAUGGGGAAUAGUUACAUUGUGUUUAAAUCGUGUAUGUACUGGCGAGAAACAGGCGCGGCGUUCUCCAAAAAACAAAACAAUAUGUCAGUGUUUAAUAGAAAUCGAAUAAAGGUAAGCGUAGCAGUGA
Malaya genurostris is the source of this 1032-nucleotide messenger RNA. It is a transcript of the gene san, whose product is annotated as probable N-acetyltransferase san. Gene Ontology annotation, cellular component: NatA complex. The transcript is spliced from 2 exons. Bases 136 to 747 code for a protein of 203 amino acids. Gene Ontology annotation, biological process: mitotic sister chromatid cohesion. Gene Ontology annotation, molecular function: acyltransferase activity, transferring groups other than amino-acyl groups. NCBI's taxonomy places the organism in Eukaryota, Metazoa, Arthropoda, Insecta, Diptera, Culicidae. The record is from RefSeq and is a predicted model, not a curated record.